UCGUGUGUGCUACUCCACACUAUAAAACCUCUGGACCCUCAUUCUCAUUUUCCUUGUGGGUAUUAAUACCUGAUUUCAAUACUGAAAGACUGUUCCUUUUUUGUUCCCAAUGGCUGCAGUCACCUCCUCUUCUCUCUUGAGGAACUGUGCAGCAACAACUGUGAGAGCUUUUGUGACUGUGAAAGCCUCCAAUUCCAAUUUCAGAACUUUCCUUCUUCCUCCUCACUCUCGCAGGUCCCUGUGUCGUGUUAGCGCUACAAACAAUGAAGAGGCUGCUGCCAAGGUAGCUGCAGCAAAUGCCGACAGUGGAGCUCCAACAAUAUUUGACAAGAUCAUAGCAAAGGAAAUCCCAUCGACCAUUGUAUACGAGGAUGAUAAGGUCCUGGCAUUUCGGGAUAUCAACCCACAGGCUCCUGUGCAUGUUGUUAUCAUCCCAAAGAAUAGGGAUGGGUUAACAGAGCUGGGAAAGGCUGAAUCUAGGCAUGUGGAAAUAUUGGGUCAACUUCUGUAUGCUGCAAAAAAAGUUGCUGAGAAAGAAGGUAUUCUUCACGGGUUUCGUGUGGUUAUCAACAAUGGUCCAGAGGGAUGUCAAUCUGUUUAUCAUCUCCACUUGCAUCUCCUUGGUGGGAGACAGAUGAAAUGGCCACCUGGUUGAAUAUGCAAAACUGAUGGACGGUAAGGGUGAUCUUAAUCUUCACCGCAUGAGGAAUCAGAAGACUAGAAGAGAUAGCUGUGGUAGCUUUUCUUAGUUUGGGUAUUGUUUCUUAAUACGUAAUGUAUCAUUUUGGUAAUAUUACCUAGUGUCCAAAUAAGUUUAGGAUUACCUAGUGUCACUUGUAAUAGAGUUGGCAUAUUCCUACUUGUACUCGAAGUCACAUAAUCAGGAAUAUAAUAUUUUUGUUAA
This is a messenger RNA of Rosa rugosa (rugosa rose), 904 nucleotides long. RefSeq names its product 14 kDa zinc-binding protein. Gene Ontology annotation, biological process: sulfur compound metabolic process; purine ribonucleotide metabolic process. Lineage: Eukaryota; Viridiplantae; Streptophyta; Magnoliopsida; Rosales; Rosaceae. Gene Ontology annotation, molecular function: adenylylsulfatase activity. The record is from RefSeq and is a predicted model, not a curated record. Gene Ontology annotation, cellular component: cytoplasm. The coding region runs from base 110 to 655 and encodes 181 amino acids. The transcript is spliced from 6 exons.